AUACACAUAAUAUAUUUAUAAACAAUUUCUACGAAUUCGCAAGUUAUUGUAUGUUGCUUAGUCAAGAAAUUGUGAGAGAAGAUACAGUAUUCGAAGUAGAAAGUAGAACAUAACUAUUGCGAAUGGUACUUAUUUGAUUUCAGAGCUCACAGCGAUAAGAUAAGGGUAUGUUGUACACUAGUUACGGUCCUGAUACACUUAGUUAGUCCUUAUUCAGAGAUGCGAUGGAUGAAGGUGAGGCGCGAGGGCAGGCACCUAUAACAAAGAUCCAUCGGAACCGGUUUCGUGUUCUGCCCUUUUUUUACAUUCCCGAAAGAGGUCCCGCCGAGCCACGGGUGUGAAAACGGACACCCACCCCCACUUGUUAUUUUGUCAAAACAAAGCCCUGUGAAAAUUAUAGGAAUCACGCAGCAUCAUCAACUUGCUCAUUUCUCUUUUUUCCUCUGAACAUUUACUCCUGUCAAAUUAUUCUCGACCGCACACGUUCUCAGUGCUUUUUCUAGCCCUACCCUGAUCGAACGUAACACCGAAUGAAUUUCAUCAUUCUACCGUUCUACAUUCCUCUCCAUUCAAUCGAAAUCGAAUCACACAUAGAUUUUAACGAAAUCUAAGGUGGAAGAAAAAGGAAAAGGCAGAGAGUGAGAGAGAGAAACAGGAGAAAAAGAAAGAAAUUACAAAACUAAUCUUUAAAUUCACACAAUCGUGAAAAUAAUAACAGAACAAUAAUUUUACACUACUAAGAUGUAAGAAGUUUUUAGACUAUUAGACUGCUCAAUAAAUUUUAUCCGUAAUACUAGUAUUUAUUUUUAUGUUUACUUCUAUAACGUUUCUUAAGCUUGUGUCAGUUUCUAUAUAUUUUACAAAAUUAUUCAGAUCUUUUGCUCUUGUACCUUCUCCGCAUUUUACUGUUAUAAUCAUAAUGCAGAGGAAGUUACUAGAUAAUAGAAAUAUUUCUAUAUUAAUUAUGUUCAAUAUUAAAGGAGUUGCUUAGUCAAUUUAAAGUUAUUCCAUAACAAUUAAUUGAAAUUCACUUCACUUAUCAUUUUACUAUGACAAGCUAUUUCAUCUGCAUUUCCAUUCGUUCGUUCUUUUACAGAAACCUGUUAUGUUGACACAGGGUAAAUUUCUUAUCAGGCGGUAACGAUGAUUUCGUCUAUGUUUUUAGCACACAUUUCUCCUUAUCAUUUUAAUGUCACAUGUUACAUUACCGAUAUAUCACAGAAUAACAUUGCGACAUUAAUAGUAGUUAGAAUUAAAACUAUCUCUGUGAAAUUAGGAAUAUGAUGUAUAGUAGACCAGGAUACAUCUAAUGAGUCAUCAACUCAUCAUGGAUCUUAUAAUUACAAAUAAGAUAAAGAAUUUCAUUUCCUUAUACAUAAAAUUUGUUCGUCAAUUUUACAAAUUCUCAUAUGAAAGAAUAAACAGUUGAUUGGGACGGUUAGGUAACACACACACACACACAUUCUCUCAAAAGAAAAUAUCGAAUUCUUCAUGGUAGAUUUCACAUGUUUUAAUCGUCGUAAUAAGAUUUUGAUAACAUAUACUAUACGGUCAUAUGAAAUCUAGUUACGUAUGUGACACUUAUUUUUUAGUAAUAACUGAAAUUUUUUAGAGACAGAAGCAUGAGUGAAGAUGUAAAAUGCUCUCAAUAUGAUGUUAAACGAAAUAAAAUCCCUUUGCAAGCAUCUGGACGAUGUCAGUCUAUCAAAGAAAGUAACGUGACGCAUACGAUAUCUAAGGAACAAGAUUACUUGAAUGAAAGAAAUAUUUUCAAAAUAUUCCAUUUUCUGCUCUCUCAUGUGAUCAUUCAUCAACCAGCAGAUCCUAUCCAAUACUUGUAUGAAUUGCUCGAUGAUUUUAUAUUAUUUAGAACGGGGCUCAAAGAGCCACGAUUACUUUGGACAGAAAGGCAUCUUAAUGCGAUAUUUGAAAAUAUUCUCUUCCAUGAUUCUGAAUUUUUAUCUUUGGAUGGUUUUAAAACUGCUAUGAAAACGAUGGGCGUGCGUUCUUAUGAUCCAUGUCCAGAUCAGCUUGUCCGAGGAUAUGUAGAUCGGCAAACUUUUUGUACGGAAGCAUUGAAUAGCAUGAAAAAUGAAUUGUUGCAUAUGGCGACCGAAACCAGUCGACGUACAUAGGCGUGAAGCAGAAUAGCUUAUAAUUCCUUUGCAUAUUGUAUACUUUAUCACAAAGCGUAUAUAUUUUAUGUCUAUUUAUUAUUAAAUAUAUACGGUGGUUCACGAAAAUAUUCGAACACUUACCAUGGAAAAUUUUUAUGAUAUAUUAAUUAAUAGAAAUUUUUUAUAUAUAUUAUGUGUGUUAUACAAAACAUUUUGAAAUUUCAUUAGCAAUGUAUUGAGACUCGAUCUCAUGAUUAUAUACUGAUAAAAUUUGAAACAAAUCUAAAAAUAUGUAUACAAACUACAAAAUAUUUAUCCCAAAUAUAUAUUUUUUAAAGGUCACAAAGAUGUUUAAACAAUCAAAUAUUCAUUAUAUUAAUAAACCUCUAUAUUCAGCAGAACCAUCUUUAUAUGUUUAAGAUGUUUGUAGUAAAUGUCUUGCAAUUUCUAU
This is a messenger RNA of Bombus pyrosoma, 2568 nucleotides long. RefSeq lists its product as uncharacterized. The record is from RefSeq and is a predicted model, not a curated record. Bases 1623 to 2135 code for a protein of 170 amino acids. The transcript has 4 exons. Lineage: Eukaryota; Metazoa; Arthropoda; Insecta; Hymenoptera; Apidae.